AUGUCUCAAGCCCAGCCCCUUCGUUUCCAGGCCCAGAGGAAACACGUCAAAUUUCAGGAUAGCCAAGCCAAUGCUAUGAAGGAACCAGGAACCAGUGGGUAUGGCUAUGGGAUGAAAGAUGACAAGAAUAAGGAUGUGGAUACAAUAGCUUCGGACUUCAUCAAUCUUAAGCACAGGGCUUGGGCACUCCAGAAGAGCACAACCAUGUACCAACCUUCUACUUAA
Messenger RNA from Miscanthus lutarioriparius, 225 nucleotides. The record is from the annotation of a GenBank genome assembly. NCBI's taxonomy places the organism in Eukaryota, Viridiplantae, Streptophyta, Magnoliopsida, Poales, Poaceae.